This is a messenger RNA of Papilio polytes (common Mormon), 1727 nucleotides long. RefSeq names its product oxysterol-binding protein-related protein 1. Bases 107 to 1447 code for a protein of 446 amino acids. Lineage: Eukaryota; Metazoa; Arthropoda; Insecta; Lepidoptera; Papilionidae. Gene Ontology annotation, cellular component: membrane; cytosol; intracellular membrane-bounded organelle. The record is from RefSeq and is a predicted model, not a curated record. The transcript is spliced from 9 exons. Gene Ontology annotation, molecular function: sterol binding.
CAGUUGUUGUUUUGUAAAAGUUUUGUAAAAGAUUAAUUUGACAAUAGUUUCGUGAAGUUGACUAGAGGAGAGACAGUGACAAGACAGAAGGUGGCGCUGUUGUAAGAUGGAAGAUAAUGUUGACGGGGUCCAUAAAUAUAGAACUUCGCUACCAGUGGCACAGUUCAGCCGCGGCGACUUCUCGUUGUGGUCGGUGUUGAAAAACUGCGUGGGCAAGGAGCUGUCCAAGAUCACGAUGCCGGUGGUGUUCAAUGAGCCGCUAUCGUUCCUACAGCGUAUGCUGGAGUAUCUGGAGUAUGCUCACCUGCUGCGACUUGCUGCCGAACAGACAGACCCUGUCGCCAGGAUGGAGUAUAUUGCGGCGUUCGCGGUGAGCGCUCUGGCGUCGAACUGGGAGCGUUUGGGCAAGCCGUUCAACCCGCUACUCGGCGAGACAUACGAACUCGAGCGGCCAGAGUUCAGAGCUGUUUGCGAACAGGUGUCGCAUCAUCCGCCGGUGUCGGCGUUCCACGCGGACAGCCCGCACUUCGUCUUCCACGGAUCUGUACACCCCAAACUCAAGUUCUGCGGCAAGAGCGUCGAGAUACAACCCAAAGGACACGUAACGGUUGAACUGCCCCGAUGGGGUGAGGCGUACACGUGGAGCAACGUGAACUGCUGCGUGCACAACGUGAUCGUGGGCAAGCUCUGGAUCGAGCAGUACGGCGCGAUGGAGGUGACGUGCCACGGUGGGGCCGGCCUCGCAGCCAGCCUCGUCUUUAAGCCCGCCGGUUUCAACAACCGAGACCUUCACAGGGUUGACGGAUUUAUUACUGAUGCCAGUAAGAAGAAACUGCGCUUCGUGUACGGCAAGUGGACGGAGUACAUCCGCAGCUGCAGCGCGGCGGCGCACGAGCGCUGGGCGCGGGACCAGGCCGCUGCUGAGGCCGCACACACGCCCAAGAAGGUCCUCGCCAAACUCAACAGCUUCAAAGUCGGUGCACUUCGCUCCAUGUCUAUCCAGGAUACUGAGGAGGCUGAGAACUCGGAGGACGUGCCGAAGCCGGACGAGUCGUACAACAUCGACAUCCCGGGCUCCACCACGCUGUGGGAGGCCACACCAAGGCCUAGCAAUAGCGCACAGUAUUACCAGUUUACUGAAUUCGCGAUGUCACUCAACGAGUUGGACCGCGAGCUGAAGGGCCAACUGUGCCCUACCGACAGCCGACUGCGGCCCGACGUUCGCCUGCUGGAGCAGGGCGACAUCGACGGCGCCGCGGCCGAGAAGACCCGCCUCGAGGACAAGCAGCGCACCGCCAGGAAGACGCUCAAAAAGUCUGCUGACGGCUGGCAACCGAGAUGGUUCAGUCAAGGCACAAACCCCUACACGAAGCAGGAGGACUGGCUGUACAACGGCGGCUACUGGGACCGCAACUACCAACAUUUGAAAGACGUCGACAUAUUCUAAUUCUAUAGCAAAUAAUAUAGUAGGAGUAUAUCAUAUUUUUGUGCCGCUAAGCAAUGUGUAGAAAAUGUAGAAAUAUAUGUUAUACAUAAAUGAAAAAGCAAGCAAAUGUUAUUUAUAAUGUUCAUACGAUGUCAAAUUGCAUGCAUACGUUAACCAAAGAGGUGAAUUAAUUGUGGCAGGCAUUGCUUCAAGAUUUGAAUAUAAAAGUAAAACAAACAUAAUGUGAGCUUAAUGGAAAUAAUAUAAUAGGGAAGAUUCAAAAGUCUUUAUCAAAAUCUUU